Labeo rohita (rohu) is the source of this 1124-nucleotide messenger RNA. RefSeq names its product gastrula zinc finger protein XlCGF7.1-like. Gene Ontology annotation, biological process: regulation of transcription by RNA polymerase II. Gene Ontology annotation, molecular function: RNA polymerase II cis-regulatory region sequence-specific DNA binding; DNA-binding transcription factor activity. The transcript is spliced from 3 exons. Lineage: Eukaryota; Metazoa; Chordata; Actinopteri; Cypriniformes; Cyprinidae. The coding region runs from base 296 to 1054 and encodes 252 amino acids. The record is from RefSeq and is a predicted model, not a curated record.
AUGUAACCACGCCCCAAACAGUGUGAGAGAUGCGUCACGUGUAGUGCUGAGAGUUUCACCGGUUCAAGCUGAAAAUGGUUGUUAAUAUUAACUCACCAGGCUGUAAUGAAAGUUUGGAUUAUCGUCGACGGAUGCCACAUGCAGACACACGUGGGAUAUUUUCCAAUUGAUUGAAAAACAAAUCGCCAAUGCAGUGAAGCCAGAGACUCCAAUUUCACAAUCUGAAAUUGUGUGGAAUACUGUGGAAAUUAUUUGAAGAGGAGAGUGAGGACAUCAAUUAUCUGAAUGCAGCAAGAUGCAUGAGGAUACUGAGGAGCAAAUAGAUGAGAUGGAAGAACAAGAGAGGCCUUAUUUGUGUCCAGUGUGUGGAAAGAGUUUUUCACGAAUGGCCAAUUGCAAGAAGCACCAGAAGAUCCAUUCUUCUGUGAAAAAUCAUGUUUGUGGUGAGUGCGGAAAGACCUUCAUUACAUCUGAAUAUCUGCGAAAGCAUCAGAAAACUCACACUACAGAAAGACCAUUCACAUGCUCUCAGUGUGGACUGAGUUUCAAAGGAAAAGGCCACCUUGUGACACAUGAGAGAAUCCACACUGGAGAGAAGCCGCACAUAUGCCGUCAGUGUGGGAAGAGCUUCAUACAGUCAUCAGGACUCAUUUAUCACAUGCGUCAUCACUCUGGAGAAAAAGCAUUUAAGUGUGAUCAAUGUGGGAAAAAUUUUACCUCAUCAGCAAAUUUAAAAAAACACCUAACACUUCAUACGAAUGAGAGGCCCCAUAAAUGCUCCUUGUGUGGAAAGUGUUUUCCAAGGCUGGACUCAUUGAAACAGCACCAAAAAAUCCACGAUGCUGUGCGGGAUCACAUGUGUUUUGAGUGUGGAAAGAGCUUUAUAGCUGCUAGUCAUCUCAAGCAGCACUGUAGGAUUCAUAAUGAUGAAAAACCAUUCAGCUGCUCACAGUGUGGAAGGAGUUUCACACAAAAAGGACACUUAAACAGGCACAUACAAACACAUGCUGGAGAGGAACCUCAAAAAUCAAAAGAACCUCAGUCAAAUAAAUGAAAAUGUGUUCAUGCAGAUGUGCUAUUGUUCAAAUAGAGAUGUAUCUGUUUUUUUUUUUUAAUACGAAUAA